Molecule: messenger RNA, 429 nt
Organism: Triticum turgidum subsp. durum (durum wheat)
Lineage: Eukaryota; Viridiplantae; Streptophyta; Magnoliopsida; Poales; Poaceae
Source: the annotation of a GenBank genome assembly
AUGGCGAAAUGCUUCCUGCUGCUCGCCUUCUUGGCGUUUCUCCUGCCGGCGGCCUAUGCGACGUGCCACCCUGACGACCUUCAAGCGCCGCGGGGCUUCGCCGGGAAGUUGACACUACUCGAGGGCCUCACCGUUGUCGAUCGUUCACUAGGUAUUGCUUUCUCUAACUUGCUAUUUGUUAGAUCUGGAAGUGGCAACAUUGUAUCUGGGAGCGGCAACACUGUUGUAUCUGGGGACAACAACAAUGUUUCUGGGAGCAACAACACAGUCACAUCUGGGAGCAGCAAUGUCAUACUUGACACCAACCAUGUCGUAAUUGGGAGCAACAAUACUGUAUCCGGCAAUAACAAUAGGGUAACUGGGAACAAUAAUGUUGUAUCCGGGAGCAACCAAGUCGUGUCCGGGGACAACAAAGUCGUAACUGGCUAA